Messenger RNA from Symbiodinium necroappetens, 2979 nucleotides. NCBI's taxonomy places the organism in Eukaryota, Dinophyceae, Suessiales, Symbiodiniaceae. The record is from the annotation of a GenBank genome assembly.
AUGACUUCACAUGCACAUUGGCGCCGUUUGCUGCUUCCCGCAGUCAUCCUUGCCGCUGUGCUUUUUUUAUCUGGCCCGGUGAGCGCAGCGUCGGAAUCCGAAGCCGCUUACCAGGUGGAUUUACCGAGUGGCGAUCUGCAGGCAACGUUGCUCAGUUUUGCCCGCGAUCAUCAGGUUUCAAUUUUCUUUUCCAAAGAAACGGUGGCGGAUAUCACCCACGAGGCUGUGAUGGGUACGUAUACCCUGCCCGAGCUGUUUGAGCAGCUGCUCGGCGACGCCUGUAUAAGUUACGAAUUUGUGCGAGAGCGCCUGAUUGCAAUUGUGCCCGGUUGUCAGCAGGCGGUGGCUGUUGCUCCGGUAUCAGUUAUUGAAAACGUCCUGGUGGAGGAAUCUGCUCCGGCGUCUUUUGUCGAAGAGAUACUCGUUCAGGAACCUCACGUCACCGGCACGCGCUUGCGUAAUCCGUCGGCCAGUUUCGCCAUGCCACUGGAGGUGAUUGAUCAGACUGAAAUCAGACUGUCCGGCUAUCAGGCUGUUGGCGAACUUUUACGCUAUGUACCAGCUGUUUCGGGUAACAGUGCCAGUACUUUGAUCUCCAACGGCGGUGAUGGCACCGCCAGCGUUACAUUGCGUGGGCUGCCUGCCAGUAACACACUGGUAUUGCUGAACGGGCGGCGAAUGAACACCGAUGCUUUGCGCGGUGGUUCGGUGGAUCUCAACACCCUGCCUCUGGGUAUUGUUGAUCGCAUUGAGAUCCUCAAAGAUGGUGCUUCGGCGAUCUACGGUUCUGAUGCGAUUGCCGGAGUGGUAAACGUGAUCACAAAACAGGACAUCAACGGAUUAUCUAUAGAUGCGUAUACGGGUCAGUCUGCGCAAGGUGACCUUCAGACCACCCAUCUUUCAGGUCUGUGGGGUUUCGAAGGUGAGCGCUGGAGCAGCGCCCUGGGUAUGAACUACUACGAUCAAUCCGGCGUUUACAGCCGCGAUCGAACCUUAUCUGCCUCUUCCAACGAUCGCUCCCGUGGGGGCAUUGAUAAGCGCAGCAGUGCAAUCAGCCCUGCCUGGCUCGGUUUAUCCAGCGGACCUGUUGUGUUGCUGGAAAGUGCGCCAGGCGUUGUGCCUGAGGAUUUUCGCGCCAUAACCGAAGAUGACCGAUUUGAAUUCCGCGAUUUCACUUCUUCAAUUGUGCCUUCGACGCGACUGGGUGGUUUUGCCAGCCUGCAGUGGGAUAUGGGCGCGCAAUGGCUGGGCUAUUUUGAAGCCCUUUACCACCAGACAGAAUCAAUUAAUACGUUGGCACCUACCCCACUUCUCAGCGCGUUUGAGCCCGAACCCAUCAUUGUCGAUGCUCAACAGGUGUUUAACCCGUUUGGUGAGGCGGUGUUUGAUGUGCGCCGUCGGUUGUUAGAGCUGGGUCCGCGGAAACAGAUAAACGACUCAGAAACAUACCGCACUGUUCUGGGGUUCAGGCGUGAAACCCGACGAUUAAGUUUAGAUGCGGCAUUCACUUUUAAUCAGACUGAUGCGCAGGAGACUUUUCGCAAUGGCGCCAAUGCCGCGCAAGUCGCUUUGGCUUUAGACGAGGACUGUGCUGCGCCUUGUGUGCCACUGAAUAUAUUUGGUCCUGGCAAUUCAAUAGAUGAACACAUGUCUGCGUUUAUUGGUACGGAUGCGCGCAUCGAAGGGGUAAGCCGUACCUUUGGGUUUACCUUUGAUCUUGACUGGGUGGCGAAACAGACAAACCAGGGCGAUGUUGAACUGUCGACCGGGUUCGAAUACCGUCGUGAUGAGUUAGACACCUCUCCUGAUCAGAUCCUGCGCAAUAAUCUGUUGCUUGGCGGCGGCAAUCGGCGUGCUAUAAAAGGCAGUCGGGAGAUCGUUGAAGUCUAUGCAGAAGGGCUUAUUCCGCUUGCCGCAAACAGACGUUUUGUUGAACGACUUGAUGUGCAAGUGGCGGCAAGGGUGUCGCGGUACAGUGAUUUUGGUUUUCAGGUUAACCCGCGGCUGGUGCUGCACUGGAUGCCAACAAAAGAGAUCACCUGGCGGGCGAGCGGCGCCAGAGGGUUUCGCGCGCCCACACUUCUGCAACUUUUCGCCAGUUCAUUACAGUCAUUCGAGCAACUCAACGACCCCUGCACAGUUGCGUCCAACGUGGGUUCUUUCCUGGGUUGCGAUCUGCAGAGUGAUCCGUCGUUAACUCAAUAUCUGACCAUUACCGGCGGCGAUGCCGGGUUGGAUCCGGAGCGUUCUUCAACCUUCAGUACAGGUUUAGUCUGGCGACCAAAGUGGCGGAGUAACCAGUUGCUGUUCAGUGCAGACUGGUAUUACAUAGAUUCUGAAGAUGUAGUUGAGUCUUCUGCGCAGUUUGUACUGAAUCAGAAUGCCCGCCUCGGCAGGUUUGAAAAUCGUGUCACGCGUAACGUUGAUGGCAAUCUUGAAAUGAUCCUUGCGACGUUACAGAACAUAGGCCGCAGGAAAGUUAGUGGCUACGAUUUAUCCGGUCAAGUAACUUGGAAUAUGCGCGAUAACGGGCGCUUAACACUGGCGCUUAACGCCACCCAUAUUGUGCGGUUCCAGGAUCAAUUUGAUCCAACCUCACCUUCAAUUGAUAAAGCUGGGACAUUCUCUGAUGAGGCAGCUGGAGGUCUGGGAGCGUUGCCUGAUUGGAAGAUCUACACCGGUCUCAGCUGGCGACAUCAGCAUUGGCAAAGCCACUACACUAUUUAUCAUGUCAGUUCUUUGCGAGAAGAAAUACCUUUGUUAGAAACGCAACGGACUAUCUCGUCCUGGACCACGCAUAAUUUCAACGUCAGCUAUCUCGGUCCGCUGUCUAAAUGGUUCAGGUUCACCGCAGGUGUAAACAACUUGUUUGAUGAGGCGCCACCCUUCUCUGCCGCUGCUUUUAACGACAGCUAUGACGGCCGGACGUAUGACAUAACCGGACGUUACUUCUUUGUGAAAGUUGACAAAUCGUUCUAG